Molecule: messenger RNA, 1443 nt
Organism: Lolium rigidum
Lineage: Eukaryota; Viridiplantae; Streptophyta; Magnoliopsida; Poales; Poaceae
Product: probable protein phosphatase 2C 44
Exons: 5
Coding region: 175-1131 (318 amino acids)
Biological process (GO): protein dephosphorylation
Cellular component (GO): nucleus; cytosol
Molecular function (GO): protein serine/threonine phosphatase activity
Source: RefSeq, a predicted model, not a curated record
UUACACAAUCUCCCUCGGUCGCGCUCGCGCCGGCCGCCGUUCCUAUCCCGUCCGUCGUCGACCCCGAAGCCGCGACAAGCACGAGGCGGAAACAAUUAUAGGACCUUUCUCCUCCUCCUCCUCAGACGGCUCGACGGAGGAGUAACUAACCGAGGGCCCGUUCGAUCCGGCGCUAUGCCCGGUGGCGGGCGGGCGGAGUCCCAUCCGGCGGCGACUUCGUCGUCCUCGUCCUCUUCGUCGGCGGGCCGCCGUCGCGGAGGCGGACGCAGGAGGCGGCCCGGCAUACUCGCCAUCCUCCGGUGUGCAGUAUGUCUCGAUUCAUCAUCCUCUGAUACUGGAAGAGGACGGAGUAAGUCGUCAGGCAACAAAGUAACACAUGGAUUUCACUUAGUUGAAGGAAGAUCUGGCCAUGACAUGGAGGACUACCAUGUAGCAGAGUAUAAGUACGAAAAUGAUCAUGAACUUGGUCUCUUUGCCAUUUAUGAUGGCCACUUGGGAGAUACUGUGUCCAGCUUUUUGAAAGCUAAUCUUUUCAACAACAUACUAAAAGAGCCUCUCCUCUGGACGAACCCUCAAGAAGCAAUAAAAAAUGCAUACGGCUCUACAAACAAAUAUAUUCUGGAAAAUUCUAAGCAACUUGGACCAGGUGGGUCAACAGCAGUUACUGCUAUUGUAGUUGAUGGCAGGGACAUGUGGGUCGCAAACAUAGGCGAUUCGAGGGCUGUUGUAUGUGAAAGAGGUACUGCUAUUCAGGUUAGUGUUGAUCAUGAACCCCAUACAGCUGAUGAACGGAAGAGGAUCGAAAAGCAAGGUGGUUUUGUUUCUACUUUUCCUGGUGAUGUUCCUCGGGUAAAUGGCCAACUUGCUGUUGCAAGAGCGUUUGGCGAUGAGAGCCUGAAGGCGCACUUGAGCUCAGAACCUGAUUUUAAGCAUGUACCCAUAAACUCAAGUAUAGAAUUUGUCAUACUUGCCAGUGAUGGAUUAUGGAAGGUCGUCAAGAACCAGGAAGCCGUUGAUCUGGUGAAGUCAAUUAAGGACCCACAGACUGCAGCGAAGCGGUUAACAUCCGAGGCACUCGACAGGAUGACCAAGGAUGAUAUUUCGUGCAUCGUCAUCCGUUUCCGUUGCUGAAUCUCAUACUCUCACACCAUCCAGCUCACGAGUCUGGAUCUUCCUCCUUGCAGCGCCUCCCUGCGGUUGUUUCAUGUGUUGAAUCUGUGUACAUUGCGGCUGAUGGCAUCUGGUUCUAUAGUAGCUCAGGAUUGGAUUUACUUUACGGCAUUGUUUAUUCUUCUGUGUACAUAACUAUAUAUAUACACGUUAGAAACAGUAGACUGCUCAUCUCAGGAAAAGGAAUAACACACUGCCCAUAAGAAGUCCAUAUUGGUGUAAGCUUGUAACUGUGAUUGUGGUGAACUUAUGAUACCUUGUGUCUUGGCUCAA